AUGGCACGUCAACUUUCGACUGCUUGCUGCGUUAUGAUUGGGGCCAUCAUUCUCCUUCCUGAGGCGCACUCAAGGGUCUAUCAGACCACCUACGAUGCUCAAAGGGAGCUUGCGAUACCAAAACGGUACUACCUGCAAUAUCGUUCCUACCGAGACGACCAUGCGGUACCAGAGGCGGCUAAGUGUGUGUCGCUGCUUGUAGUGAGCAAUGUAUAUGGUCAAAGAAACGCCAUUCUUUAUUACAAGCAGACUCUUCAGGGUCCACUUAAAACCAAGCAAGUCAAGAUAAGGACUCACAAAGCACGUGGCAGCCGCAGCGCCAUGGACAAUAUGAUGACGAUCACCGAUGAUAGUACAGGAAGGCAGCUCUACGAUCAAACGCUUCAAUACACCGACUACGGCACUUGUCGUGUGCUUGUUGAGCAGUUUUCUUUGAGCAGACAAUGUAGCCUCUGGUUGAGCCCCGAGAGAAGAAGGGGAAGAAUUCCAGCUGCAUGCUCGCAGGCCUACACUGAUAUCUGCGGAGAUCGAAGACAUCACAUUGAGGAUGGCCGUUGUCCUUAA
Molecule: messenger RNA, 564 nt
Organism: Ixodes scapularis (black-legged tick)
Lineage: Eukaryota; Metazoa; Arthropoda; Arachnida; Ixodida; Ixodidae
Exons: 5
Coding region: 1-564 (187 amino acids)
Biological process (GO): symbiont-mediated perturbation of host defenses
Molecular function (GO): amine binding
Source: RefSeq, a predicted model, not a curated record